AUGAUAACAUGCCCUCUCCCUUUGAAAGAGAGCAAACUUGUGGUUUUGGCUUUAUGGAAGAGUCUUAUUGCGGUUCACGGUGUCCCAUAUAGGUUACACAGUGAUCGUGGAGAGAAGGUUUAUGUGCUGAAGAAGAUUGGGAAUUGGCUUUGA
This is a messenger RNA of Perkinsus marinus ATCC 50983, 153 nucleotides long. RefSeq lists its product as hypothetical. The transcript is spliced from 2 exons. Bases 1 to 153 code for a protein of 50 amino acids. The record is from RefSeq and is a predicted model, not a curated record. NCBI's taxonomy places the organism in Eukaryota, Perkinsozoa, Perkinsida, Perkinsidae.